AACUUUCCCUUAUGCCUUCCCCCAGGACAAGUGCUUUAUAUCAGCAUCCUGGAGCCCAACGUCACUACCACCACCCGUCGGUCGGACUAAGCCAGCUACCCGCGUUAUAUAGCCGGGCACAGGCUUGAAAUCUCUGGGCACCUUUCGUUUCGUGCGUUAUCCUCUCAAGCGCCUCUGGAGGUCGCUGCGACCUCAGUCUAGACAGCAGGUGGCGGUGGUUGCCAUGGCGACCGAGUGUAAACAUCCUCUGCAGACGCCGUUCCUCUACCCUCCUCGCAGCCAUGAAGAGUAGCCCCUCGACCUUUUGGCGAGUCAGUAGUCAGGACGCUGAUAAAAGGGUCUCAUUCCUGGAAUCCGCUCAGAAUCUAAAUUGUCAAGAAAAAUUACCUGAUCUGAAGGAAUCAUUUAUGAAGAAAAGAAAACCUAUGAGCCACUCUAGCAGUCAGUUGUCUUCAUGGCCUGCAUACGCACCAGGACACAUUAUCUUGCAGAAUCGAAAACCCUGUACUACCUCUGAAUGGCAACGCAUCAACAAAGAGCAGCUUCCUCUUUCCAUACCAAAACCACGCUACCUCGAAGAUCUGGAAUCCCAUUUGAGGAGAGAGCUGCAAGCACUUGACCUUACUAAAGGGAAAGUUCAGGAACUUAAACUCCAGCCCUAUAGAGAAGUAUUUGAGUUCUUCAUGGAAGAAUUCAGAACCUACAAGCCUUUGUUGGCUUCUAUCAAGAGAGAGUAUGAACUGACUAUAGCAUAUCUGAAAGAGAAGAUCUACUCCCUGGAGUCAGUGAAUGCUGUUCUGGUCACAGCCUCUGAUCAAUGUACUCGGCAAAUCCUGGCCUUUCAGGAGCAAGAGAAAAUACAAAUUGCAAAGCUGAAGGAUGAGAGGAUCCACUUACUGAAGCUUAUUGACAAAAUGAAGGAGGAGAAAUAUUCUUUAGAAACCCAGGUGGCUAAGAUGCGGAAGGCAGUGGCAGAGGAAUACCUCCGUUACCUGAAUGAGUCUGAUGCCCGCAAGCUGCUACUUAUAGAUCUCAAUGAAAUGUACCGUCUGAAGGAAGAAAUGAAGUUUGCCCAAGUCCAAGAUGAAAAGGGGGAAGAUUCAGUGAAGCUGGCGCUCGCUUUAAAGGUAGCACGACAUGACCUCACCAAAGCCCAAGUGGAGCUGAACACCAUGAAAGCAAACUAUGGAGAUGUGGUGCCCAGAAGAGAGUUUGAGUUGCAGGAAAAAAUUUGUAAUGAAUUGACUGAAAAGAUGACAACUCUUCAAAAAGACUUUGAUGAUCUCCAAGAAGAAUAUGACACAAUGCUGGACAUACACAAGCAAGUUUCUGAGGAACGGGACAAGUUCUAUAAUGACCUUAUCAAUGUCCAGCGGUCCUCCACACCGCGGCCUAACUGGGAAAAAUGUGCAGAUGUGAUUGCUGACGGGGCUGAGCGCUGGAGUGCUUUGUCAGAGGGCAAAACUAGUGACCAGUUGGUAGACGUGCUUUUGGAAGAAGUUGGUGCGGGACUUCUAAGAGAGAGGGACACCUUCGUGGCGCUGGGGAGAAGCGAGAAGGUCCCUGUGUACCUGAGGUGUGAUGGUGUGGUUAAGAAUAAGAAGCUGACCAAAAAGGAGAUUGUGGCCAUUCUGAAGGAAAUAUGGAAAGAGAAAAUUGCAUCAGAUCAACAGAAAGGAAAACAAUCCAGCCUUCCAGAGUUCUUCCUGUACUUCUUCCAGAAAAAGUAUGGUGACGCUCCUGCUUUUGACUGGACUUACAGCGUCUAUGAAAACAUCAAGGUCUAUAAAUCGAAUGAAGCCAUGUCGUUCUUUCAUCAAAUCCUGACUGGAGAGCUGGAUGAAUCUGUAUACCACAGCCACCUCCAGGAUCUUGCCAACCUCGCAAGGGAGGUGAUGGCUGCUGAUACCGCAAAUACUGGCCAGCUGACAUGCGACGAGUUCACCCUUGCCCUGAGGACAGCUUUUCCACUAAAGAACAAUGAAUCGGUCCAGGAGUUAAUUACAACUGCAGGCUACAAACCGGAGUAUCCUGAAACCUCUCUUUCGUACAAGCUCUUAUUCAUAGAGGAUGAGGAAGGGAAAACAGAACCUUUCGUUAAGAAACUCAAGAAGCAAUAUGUGAAUGAAAAAACAGAAUAUAUCCGUGAGAUACAGGCUCAAUUAGGAACCUUGAUGGAAGUGAGGCCAGAUGACUUGCGAGCAGCUUUCUGCAUACUCGACCAUGGUUUGUCAGAGCGAACCCUGGAGUCUUACAUCUGUUAUGCAUUCCAAGUUUCCAAAGAACAAUUGGACCCUGCGGUGUCCAUUCCAAUACAAGUACUGAUGAAAAGGCUUAAGGCUGGAGAUAUCAGACGACAAGGAACUGUUGUAGGAGAUGCAAAGUAUCAGCUCCAAUCCCACGCUUUAGAAGAAACAGAAGCUCUUGCCAAUAUUUAAAUUGGCCACACCCUAUUCCCACCCCUUCCAAGGGUAACUAGAGUAAUAAAUUUUACAGAAUAGUAAUGUAGAACAAAACUGUACUCAAAGAGCUCUGGUGAGAGUCCUGCUGGAGUAUUAGCCUUAGUAAUAGAGGGUCUGACUUCUUAGAGGCCGUGACCAAAGGGCUAAAAGUUGUUUACAACUGGUAGCAUGUCUUUCUCCUCACAACUAUGUACUUUAGUAUUUACUAAGGCUCCUCCAUUAAGUCAAAGUGGCAGUUAACCCAACUACACAUUGAACGCUUAGGGAUAAAUGUUUUCAGAAGAUUCUUUACAUCUACUUCCCUUUCUAGAAUUUCUGUGAGAUGAAAAUAAAAUGG
Molecule: messenger RNA, 2799 nt
Organism: Zootoca vivipara (common lizard)
Lineage: Eukaryota; Metazoa; Chordata; Lepidosauria; Squamata; Lacertidae
Gene: TSNAXIP1
Product: translin associated factor X interacting protein 1
Cellular component (GO): cytoplasm
Source: RefSeq, a predicted model, not a curated record